Corticium candelabrum is the source of this 1468-nucleotide messenger RNA. RefSeq names its product MAP kinase-activated protein kinase 2-like. Gene Ontology annotation, biological process: protein autophosphorylation; peptidyl-serine phosphorylation; intracellular signal transduction. Gene Ontology annotation, molecular function: calcium/calmodulin-dependent protein kinase activity; ATP binding; mitogen-activated protein kinase binding. The transcript has 9 exons. The record is from RefSeq and is a predicted model, not a curated record. Gene Ontology annotation, cellular component: cytoplasm; nucleus. NCBI's taxonomy places the organism in Eukaryota, Metazoa, Porifera, Homoscleromorpha, Homosclerophorida, Plakinidae. The coding region runs from base 151 to 1254 and encodes 367 amino acids.
CAAGUUGUUUGUACAGCUAAAUGUUCUUGAUUGUAGUCUUUCACCGUUAAAACCCUUGCUUAAAUUCGGGAAGGCAUAAUAUGAGUCAGAAGCUUUGCUGACCAAGCGAGGACGUUUUCGCAUCCGGGCUAGCAAACAUUCUUCAGGAAAAUGGCGGAUUUCUUUAAGCUAAAGCUACCUUUCAGUAGUCAUCAUCAACCUGCAACACCAAGGUCGUUUAAGCCGAAAAAGAAUGUUAUUACCGACGACUACGAGAUAUCGAAAGAAGUUCUGGGAUUGGGCGUUAACGGCAAGGUGCUGUCGUGCCGCUCCAAGAAGAAUGGAGGUCGUUUUGCUUUGAAGGUGCUUCGAGAUGUUGCCAAGGCUCGAAGAGAAGUUGAUCUUCACUGGCGUGCCAGUUCACAUCUGAAUAUUGUCAAUAUUAUGGAUGUAUAUGAAAACAAAUACAUGGGAUCAAAAUGUCUUCUUGUAGUAAUGGAAUGUAUGGAAGGAGGUGAAUUGUUUGAGAGGAUUCAAAAGCGUGCUGAUCAAGCAUUCACUGAAAGAGAAGCUGCAAAAAUAAUGAGACAGGUGUGUGAUGCUGUGGCGCAUUUGCACAGCAUGAACAUAGCACACAGAGACUUGAAGCCUGAAAACCUUUUGUACUUGGACAAAUCUAAUGAGUCGGUUUUGAAGCUAACAGACUUUGGGUUUGCCAAAGAAGUGACGACUACACUCCAGACACCAUGUUAUACUCCAUACUAUGUUGCUCCUGAGGUACUUGGUCCUGAGAAGUAUGACACAUCAUGUGACAUGUGGUCACUUGGUGUCAUUAUGUACAUCUUGUUGUGUGGCUUUCCGCCAUUCUACAGCAAUUGUGGUGCACCAAUGUCUCCAGGAAUGAAGAAACGAAUUCGGACUGGACAGUAUGACUUUCCUAAACCGGAGUGGUCUGCUGUUUCUGAUAGUGCAAAGGAUCUUAUAAAAUCAUUACUGAAGACUGACCCAAGUCAACGGAUGAACAUUAUUCAAAUGAAAAAACAUCCAUGGAUAGCAGACUCGGUUGCUGUUCCCACAACUGCAUUAUUUUCAGCUCGGGUUUUGCAAGAAGAGAAUGAGAUGUGGCAUGAUGUUCAGGAAGAAAUGGCAUUGGCUUUAGCAACCAUGCGUGUUGAUACUGAUCAGGUAAGGACAAUUAAAACAGUGGAUGAAGCCAAAAAUCCAAUACUGGCUCGUCGUGCAAAAAAGCAACAGCAAAAAGCAUCAGAAGUUUAGUGACAGGUGUCUGUGAUUGUACAUAGUCAUCUGAUGUUGGACUUGGCAUUUUUGAACUUGUUGCACAGUGAAUGAACUGAAUUAGUGGCUUUUAUUAGAUUAUGGUUGAGGUUAAUAGGUUUUGUCUGCAUGUCAGUCAUAUAGAUAUAGAGUGGUGUCUUUUACUAUUCCCAACAGACAAACAUACACUUAAUGAAAAAACGAGGCAAACAAA